GACUUCCGGUCGCCGAUACAUUGCAGCGGGCUGCAGGCGGAACGAACUCUUUUCAAACUUUUUACUUCAUUUUUUUAAGCGACAUGUUUCUGCUUUACGUUUGUUUCCUGGUUCUGCUCUCACAUUCAUCCGCCGAGAGGAACGACAGACCCGUCAUAGGUCUCCUCUCUCAGGAGGUUUUUCCGUCCAGUCGCAGCAGAAGCGCCUACAUCGCCGCUUCCUACGUGAAGUUCCUGGAGGCGGCGGGAGCCCGAGUGGCUCCGGUCCGGAUCAACUUGUCACCAGAGGAGUAUAAGACACUGUUCAGCUCCAUCAAUGGGAUCCUCUUCCCGGGCGGCGCUGCCAGCAUUUACUCGUCCGGCUACCAAAGAGCGGCUCAGUUCUUCUUUGAGGCGGCCAUCGAGGCUAACAAAGGAGGCGACUACUUCCCGGUGUGGGGGACGUGUCUGGGCUUUGAACAGAUGAUGUAUCUGACCAGUGGACAGCGGAUUCUGUCUCGAACCAACACCACUGGAAUCGCUCUGCCUCUCAACUUCACUAACGAAGCCAACGUGAGCCGGAUGUUCAGACCUUUUCCUCUUGAACUCAUGGAGGCGCUGUCGUCUGAGCCGCUGACAGAAAACUCUCACAUGUGGAGCUUGGCCUUGUCGACUUAUAAUUCAAAUGAUGACCUGAGAAAGUUUUACAAAGUUCUCUCCACCAACACCGACGGACAAACGGAGUUCGUUUCGACUGUUGAAGCCUACGACUAUCCGAUAUACGGGACCCAGUGGCAUCCAGAGAAAAACCCCUUUGAAUGGAGGAAGGCGUAUUACCCACACUCCCCCUCAGCUGUCAGGAUGAGCUUCUACAUGGCGGAGUUCUUUGUGAGCGAAGCCAGGAAAAACUUCCACAGAUUUGAAUCGGUGGAGAAGGAAAGAGAAGCGCUGAUCUACAACUACAGUCCGGUUUACACGGAUGAGUCCAUCCCGUUUGAGCAAAUCUAUUAUUUUGAGUGAUUUUUAUGAAUCUUUUAAAGGUUGGCUGCUUGAAGACUUUUGAUUGUUUUCCUAUUUGCUGCUUUUUUUUUUUUUUUUUUAAUGUACUUAAUCUGAAAGUGAUGAAGGUCCACACUGGAUAAAGCACUGAUUUUAAUAUUUAAGAAGAUGAAAGCUACAAGGAGUUGUUGCCUUUUUUUGUUUAUCUGUAAAUAUGAGAUGAUUUUUAAUAAUUCCCAUUUAUUUCUUACAAUUCCCGAUCUUCAGGCGGGACCAUUAAAGCCUGUUUGAGUUACUGUGAAUCUACGUUGUGCUGCUAAGCUUCCUUUCUGUAAUGU
Messenger RNA from Salarias fasciatus (jewelled blenny), 1315 nucleotides. RefSeq names its product gamma-glutamyl hydrolase-like. Gene Ontology annotation, biological process: tetrahydrofolylpolyglutamate metabolic process. Gene Ontology annotation, molecular function: gamma-glutamyl-peptidase activity. The coding region runs from base 84 to 998 and encodes 304 amino acids. The record is from RefSeq and is a predicted model, not a curated record. The transcript has 9 exons. Gene Ontology annotation, cellular component: vacuole. Lineage: Eukaryota; Metazoa; Chordata; Actinopteri; Blenniiformes; Blenniidae.